Messenger RNA from Micromonas commoda, 927 nucleotides. RefSeq lists its product with no specific name. Gene Ontology annotation, cellular component: mitochondrial matrix. The coding region runs from base 1 to 843 and encodes 280 amino acids. The transcript has 2 exons. NCBI's taxonomy places the organism in Eukaryota, Viridiplantae, Chlorophyta, Mamiellophyceae, Mamiellales, Mamiellaceae. The record is from RefSeq and is a predicted model, not a curated record.
AUGUUCCGUUCCGCCCUCCGCCGCGCGUGCAACGCGCUCCAGCCCCUCGCCACCGGCGCGCGGGCCUCGGCCGCGUGCGUCGAGCGCCGGGCGCUCGCGACGCUGUGCGCGUCGGGUGGCGCGGAUCUCGCCGCUGUCGGACGCGCGUCCCCCGUCGCGGCCGUGCAGGCUGCUCUGCGCAGGGACAUCCACUUCUCCUCUCUCCUCAGGGACGACGCCGCCGACGGCGAUGACGCCGCGAAGGGGCUCUACCAGGUUCUCGGCGAGGAGCUCGAGCACGAGCGUUCCACGUACGUGCCGAGCGAGAUCGUCGCGGCUGGUCCCCCGGCGCCGUUCGAGCUGAUCGAAGCGGACGGCGACUGCGAGAUCACGCUCGUGAGGACCUACGGCGACGACGAGGAGAUCUCGAUCACCUUCAACGCAGCGGAGGACCCUUACGACGAGGACGACUUCUCCGUGACGACCGAGGACUCCACCGUGGAGAUCGAGGACGACGAGGAGGCUGCGCUUCACUUCAUCGUCAACGUCUCCAAGGGUGACGGCGGCGAGAUGCUCGAGUUUUCGUGCGCGACGGAUGGCGAAACCGUGGAGGUUCGCAACGUGCGUUACGAGUCGCUCGCCGACGCGGAGGAGGACGACGCCGAUCUACUCGCCGCGUCGUACCCGGGCCCAAACUACGACGAGCUCGACGAGGCGGUGCAGGAGGAGUUUCACCGGUAUCUCGAGGCCAGGGGCGUGGACCACGUGCUGGCGAAUUACAUCGCGGAGCUCCACGUGCACAAGGAGCAGGAGCUGUACACGGAUUGGAUAUCCAAGGUGCGGGGCUUCGUCGGGCCCAAGUGACGGCCGCGUCAGUGCGCGCGGUGCGACACGAACCGUGCGUGCUCUUAUUCGAGACCUUGUAAAACUACAACACGCGGGUGCCGA